UUUAGUUUUCUCUGGAAAAGUUCAGUUAUUCGCCAAAAAGAAACCCCAAAGAAGGAUUGUCGAGGAAAGAGGUCAAUUAAUGUGCCAGGAGUAAUAGACAGUAGGCCAGGAAAAAUGCCCUCAGUCAUUCCAAAAAAGCAGAAAAAAGGGGAAACUCCCACUAUGGCUUAUCGUAGAUUCCUGGUGAUGGAAUGUGGGGAUGAUACUCCACGCGGGAUGGCUGCUUUGUCCCCGUUUUCCAUUGCAAAAGCCCUCGAUGGCAUGGGCAGGAUGAAGAUUACCCUACUGAAGAACCACAAACUGCUCAUUGAGACCCAAAAUCCCGAUCAGACGGCCAAGAUCUUGGACAUUAAGGAAAUAAGGAGUGUUCCGGUGAAAGUCUCCGAACAUCCGAUCCUCAAUCAAUCACGAGGAGUGAUAAAGUGCAAGGAGAUCUGCUCUUGCAACAUGGAAGAGCUUCUAAAUGAUCUCAAGGAUCAGAAUGUGGUGAAGAUAAAGGAAAUAAAGCGUCAUAUGACGGAUGCGGAGCACGCAAAAUGCCUUCAGGAGAAGCGUAAACCCUCCCGGAUGCACACGGGCUCUUUUGUGGUGACCUUCAGCACACCUGUUCUACCUCCUGUGCUCAAUAUUGGCUACCUUAAACCCGAAGUUAAGCUCUACAUUCCGAGGCCUUUGCGGUGCUUCCGUUGCCUCCGCCUCGGGCAUACCAUUGAGUCGUGCAAGGAGAAGCAACCAGGGAAAAAGAAAGCCCAGAAGUGCGUCAAUUGUUCCGGGGAUCACGAGAGCUGGUCAAAGCAAUGCCCGGAGUACGUGAAAGAAUGCACUGUGUUGCAGUUGAAAGCUGAAAAUGGUGUCCCCUACAGGAUGGCUAAGGUUUUCGUUGAUUUUGCCGGCGGUGUUGGAGGAAGGAACAUGCAGGGAAGACCGCUAAGAGGUCCUCCGCCACCAAUGGGAGGAGGUGUUCGGCCACCACAUGUAUGGAAUCCAUCACCAUAUGGACCACAAGGAUGGUAUCCUCCAGCAGAGGGACCACCGAUUUGGAAUCCAGCAACACAUAUAUUGGAACCAACACCAAAGGGACCGGAUUCAUCUCAGAGCAAUGGGACAAGUCAACCUUCUGCCGGCAAAGAGCCCCCAAAACUCUCCAAGAAUGCCAAAAAACGUGCUAAAGCCGCUGCCGCCGCCGCUGCUGCUGCUGCUGCAAAAGAACAAUCCCAAUAAUCCCACAAAAAAAGCUCAAGGAGAGCUUUCAUUGAUUCUCGCAGUUCCUAACAAAAGUGAGGUUAAGUGUCUUCAACAUACUGAAAUUAUGAAUUUCUUCCAUUUAUUCACAUUGAAUUGAAAUAAAAUUAUUUUUCUAAGCAAUA
Messenger RNA from Lutzomyia longipalpis, 1367 nucleotides. RefSeq lists its product as uncharacterized. The record is from RefSeq and is a predicted model, not a curated record. Gene Ontology annotation, molecular function: zinc ion binding; nucleic acid binding. The coding region runs from base 115 to 1221 and encodes 368 amino acids. Lineage: Eukaryota; Metazoa; Arthropoda; Insecta; Diptera; Psychodidae. The transcript is spliced from 2 exons.